AUGGCUUCAUUUUCUCUCCCUACUAAUCAUGCUCUUCCUUCUCUUCUCCAUUCUCAUACCCCAAAAGCUACAUUCUUUCAAAAUCCCUCUCUUCUUCCCAAAUCUUCACAAUCGCAAUUUCAUGGCCUCAAGCUCUCUAAUUCAUCCCUUGUUUCAAUCCCAUCUACUUCUUAUGUGAAGGGUUCAAUUGUUGCUAAGAUUACAGAAGGUUCAUUGGCACCAGCAUUUACAUUGAAAGAUCAAGAUGGUAAGACUGUGAGUCUUUCUAAAUUCAAAGGCAAGCCUGUGGUUGUUUAUUUCUACCCUGCUGAUGAAACCCCUGGUUGUACCAAACAGGCAUGUGCAUUCAGGGAUUCUUAUGAAAAAUUCAAGAAAGCUGGAGCCGAGGUUAUUGGAAUAAGUGGGGAUGAUCCAGCAUCCCACAAGGCCUUCAAACAGAAAUACAAGCUUCCAUUUACAUUGCUGAGUGAUGACAGUAACAAAGUAAGAAAAGAGUGGGGCGUCCCAUCAGACCUAUUUGGCGCUUUGCCUGGAAGGCAAACUUAUGUUCUUGAUAAGAAUGGAGUCGUUCGACUUAUCUACAAUAAUCAGUUCCAACCUGAAAAGCAUAUCGAUGAAACCUUGAAGUUUCUUCAAAGUGCUUAA
Messenger RNA from Fraxinus pennsylvanica, 645 nucleotides. The record is from the annotation of a GenBank genome assembly. Lineage: Eukaryota; Viridiplantae; Streptophyta; Magnoliopsida; Lamiales; Oleaceae.